This is a messenger RNA of Colius striatus (speckled mousebird), 3249 nucleotides long. It is a transcript of the gene SNRNP35, whose product is annotated as small nuclear ribonucleoprotein U11/U12 subunit 35. The record is from RefSeq and is a predicted model, not a curated record. Gene Ontology annotation, molecular function: snRNA binding; mRNA binding. The transcript is spliced from 2 exons. The coding region runs from base 2239 to 3036 and encodes 265 amino acids. Gene Ontology annotation, cellular component: U12-type spliceosomal complex; precatalytic spliceosome. Gene Ontology annotation, biological process: mRNA splicing, via spliceosome. Lineage: Eukaryota; Metazoa; Chordata; Aves; Coliiformes; Coliidae.
AGCUUUCCCACAUCCAACCCUCAGCUCACACUGGUUCUCCCAGGCUGGUUCCUUCUAGAGAGACCAGCAUCCUUCUCUGAAAGCAGCUCAAGUGCCUUACAAAACCCUCUGUUCCCAGCUUAUCUUGAAUGAUGAUUAAUAUCCUGCUUUCUAGAUCAAUGCCAUACCCCCUGCAGAAGCAAAGGAGUGAUAGAUAAGUUAGUAUCCCCCAUGGCAAGUUGGAGGAGGAAGGAAGUUCUCCCUAAAGCUGAGAUGGAAACCCCUGUGCUCAGGCCAUAGUGUGCACAUGGCUCUAGACAAGAACAGUGCAUGUGCAACUGCUGUGACUGCACAGACAAACUCAUCUGCUUGAGAACCCGGCUUGCAUGUGGACUGGGAGUAACUGUGUGUGGGCUCACAGCAGCGCAGUUAUGGGAUCAGGCUGCAAACUGUGCAGAAUAUGAGGGAAUUCAGUUUUUAUAUUAUGUUGCAUAGAGAUUUUGUCAGAAUGUCAUCAUCCUCCCAUUUGUCAUUUGUAGCUUCUUGGAAGCACAUAUGUCUCUUACACAUAUAGACCUAGCCCAGUCUAGCUGCUCAAACCUGCAAUUCUCUGAUCUGGCAAGCUCUCCAGACAAGAAGUAACUCUUACUUAGUCCUUGCCAACAUCAUGAUAUACCUCUUAUAGCACUGUAGCUCCUCUUGCACCACAAGAAGCUGAGCUUUCAGCUGGUUACGCUCUUGCAAUACAUCUCGCAGCUCCUGUAAGGUGAACCGGGGGCGAUUCGGAUCUGUGAGGUCUAUUACCAUUUUAUCUGGUCCAAGGCUGAGCUGUAAAACAAAUGGUAGUGAUCAUGAUCUCGUGAGCUGUCAAAAACAGGGCACUCAGAGUAUGUAGUUGGUACAGAUUCCUUACAAUUCUGCUUUAUUUUACCAAGCAGUUCAUUAUAGUUUUUCGUAUUACUUUUGUGUUCUCUGAGUGUCUGCAUUUCCCAGCCAAGCACAGGGCCCAACUGUGACAGGCUCUGACCAAUGCUAAAAGCAAAGCCUCUGUCCCAAAGAGUCUGCAGUCUAGUUUGCCAAGAAGCUGCUUGUAUCUGCUUAUGAUGAGAGAGGCUGAGCAAUCUAACAUCACACCAAAACUCUGUGGCAGAGCGAGAUGGGAAAUGAAUUUUCCUUUCCUGAUUUAAGGCCUUUGUGGUAACGGCUUUCUCAGUCACAGACGUGUUUCCUUCGCACAGAGUAACAAAGCUUUAGCGCCAGCACAUGCGGCACGUUGCCUUGUAUUCUGUGAAACUGCCCGUGUGUGCCUAGGCUCCUCUGCUAAAAGGAGAGGUUCUGAGCUAAAAGAGUGGUUAGUCAUUAAGUGAAACCAGAGCAAUGAUCCACAGCACUGCGACUUGUAACAGCCCUGAAGAUUUCUGCUCUGGAAAGGGCUUCAAGGCUGUCUACAAAGAUAAGAAGUGACCUUUCAGAGACUCGUUCUAUUGUGAUAGAAGAUAUCAGCGGUGGUGUUAGUUGGGUUUCAAGACCCACACGUGCCCCGUGGCCGGGCCACGACCCGCGCUGGUGACGGCGCAUGUGCGCAGCCUGGCAGCCGCGGCUCCCCAGCACCCACCUGCUGGGCGCUGCCUCGGGCCCCCUCUGCUCGCAGCUCCUGCAGCUCCCGCCGCAAGCAGUCCCGCUCCAGCCGCAGCUGCUCCUCGGCGAGGCUGCUCUCGCUCACCAGCGCUUCCAGCAUCUCCAGCACCCUCACGAUCCUGAACUGCAGCCGGGCCAGAGUGGCGGACACCUCUGGCCCGUUCCGCAGCUGCAGCAAGUCCCGGCCCACCACAGAGGAGAUGUCAUAGACAUCCCCGGGCGUUAGCUGGAAGGGGCUUUUCUCCAGAGCCUUCUCCGGGCCGGCGUCCCCUUCCUCCUCCUCCUCGUCCUCCAGCUCCUCCUCCUCGCGGCCCUGCUGCAUACCCGGCGCGGCCGGUCGCUAACUUCCUUCCUCGGGGCAGGGCAGGGCAGGCCGGCCCGGGCGGUGCUGCCGGCGGGGCCCGCGGGCGGAGCGAUCCCUCCCGCCCCCGGCGGUUUCCAUGGCGAAGGCCGCGUACCGCCGGCGCUUCCCGCCCUGCCCCUUCCCCUCAGGAGACACGACCCACCCCCCGCCUGCCGCCGCCGUGAGGGGACUGCGGCUGCACUGCUGGGCCGGGCCGGGGGAGGUAAUCGCAUCGGCUGUUCCUCAACGCGCGUCAGGCGGCUUCUGGGGCCGAGACAAUGAAUGACUGGGCCCCCAUAGCAAAGGAGUAUGACCCCCUCAAAGCCGGGAGCAUUGAUGGCACGGAUGAAGAGCCCCAUGACCGAGCCGUUUGGAGGGCUAUGUUGGCACGCUAUGUACCCAACAAGGGAGUUACAGGAGAUCCUCACCUCACCCUGUUCGUAGCAAGGCUCAAUCUUCAGACAACAGAAGAUAAGUUAAAGGAGGUCUUUUCCCGGUACGGAGACAUCAGAAAGAUCCGUCUGGUUCGAGACCUGGUCACGGGAUUCUCCAAGGGUUACGCCUUUAUUGAGUACAAAGAGGAGCGUGCUCUCUUGAAGGCCCACAGAGAUGCCAACAGGCUGGUUAUUGAUCAACAUGAGAUCUUUGUAGACUUUGAACUGGAAAGAACUCUCAAAGGAUGGAUUCCUCGGAGGCUUGGAGGUGGUUUCGGAGGCAAAAAAGAAUCGGGACAGCUGCGGUUCGGAGGGCGGGACAGACCUUUCCGAAAGCCCAUCAAUCUGCCAAAUGUGAAAAGUGACUUCUAUGGAGAGGGAUCAGCAGAGAAAAGAAAAUGGUCUUGUGAGGGAACAAGGGAGUGGAGAACACGGGACCGAGACCAUGACAGGAGCAGAGACAAGCGAUGGCCAGAAAGGGAGCGGUCGUGGGCAUGGGGUGACAGUGAGAGAGAGAGGGACUCCAAAGAGGAGAGAAGCAGAGGGAGGGAGAGGAAGGAUGGAGACAGGAAGGACAGGGAUCGAGACCGGAGCAGGGAAAGAGAUACCAAGAAACAAAGAGAUGAGGAUAAAUAUCGAUAGGUGACCGUGCCUUGUCGUCUGGAUCUGUGAUGACCAACUUUUCAGUUGCAGGUGUUGCCUCCAGCUUGGGGCUGAGCUGCAUUCCCAGAACAAACUGCAGCGUUACUGUCUCAUACCUGUGACUCUCAUCUGCUUAGCAGCUCUCUCUGGUUGCUAAUGCAGUUCAGAGUGUGUGUUGAAUUGUUCUUCAGGGAGAAUAAACUUCUGUAUGGA